AUCCACCUGGUGAGCGUGCAGUGUCGGCGUGAGUUCGCAGCGCGUUUUUCAAUUAGCGGAUGUUAGGUACGCGACUCAUUUUUCCCAAUUUGUCAGAGGUGUAUUAGCUCGAAAAAGUCAAAGGCAGCUGUUUGUGCCGCGGCCAAUUUAAUACGGCAAUCUUGUCCCAUUUCCCGCUGUAGUUAACUGGCUUUCUCGCAGCUUGUCAGCAUCUUUUGUGUUCUUAUCUCCUUGUUUUCUGCGGGGUGCAUGCUAAUUAGGUCCGCGACGUCGAAAUUAUUUAGUCGAGGCGAAGGCGAGGGUUUGAUUUUGGUGAAUUCGCGCCGAAAAAGUGAUCGAUUGGGUUCGGCGGACGAGUAGUGAACGUGAAGAGGAUGAUGGCAUUUAUCCGCGUGAUAGCACUGGCGCUAGCGCUGGCAGGCAGUUCAUGGAGUUCCCAUCCCUCCGAAUCGGCCCGAAAUCAAUACGGAGCGCGCGAGGACAGGCCCCAACCCCAGCUGCUCACCGAAGCAACAGAUCAUCCUCCAGAAGUCCUCCCGUCGCAGCAGGCCGGCGUCGCCGCCUCCAAACAAGCCACCGCCGCCCCCGACUUGCAAGUGGGGUGCGGGGACGGCUUCAUCCACGAGAACUCGCACAAGUCCGAAGUGGACAAAGCCCCCUCGAAGCCGAGACGCAAGCGGAGCUACACGCCCUGGUCGGGCCGGGUGGUGUAUUCGGUGCCGUACCCGAGUAUAAGUGUGUGGAGGCCGCCGGUGUACCAGUUACAGCGACCUUAUUUUAUACCCAUUUAUGGGUAUGAGGGGAGAGUUCCGAUUUACUACCCGCCGCAGCCGCUGCCUGUGAAUCCGGGGGUGCCGAAGGACAAUCCGCCCUUCAAAGGGCCUACGUACCUCCCGCCGACGGAGACGACUCCCAAGUUUACGGAUAGGUUCAACGGGGGGGACAACGGAGAUGAUAUGAAUGUGUGGGACGCGGUGGAUAACGGGGGGGUGACACAAAGACCUCCGCAGAGGGUCACGACUCAAGUGACUCCGACGAGAAGGACUAGACCUCCGGGUUUCCCUAAGACGCCGCCUUUGGUUCACAACCCGACGGACCCUGAGGGCUUCCCCGCCGCUAACGAAGGCGUGACGAUGCCCCCGCCCACUCCACCGAGACCCACGAGACCCACAGCACCCACAAGACCCACUCAACCCGCGCCGCCCGAGCCCAGUAGGUGCGUCUGGGCCAUCAUCUCCUGCUGCUCCUCUUCGAACGACAUCAGCUACGACUGCUUCGACCAGAGGGGUUGUCCUGGGGCUUUCUGGGACACCAACCCCUGCGACAGCGAGUUCUCCCGAGCCGCUAUCGCCGCCGCUUUGAACUACUACAACAAGUAAAGUUCCUCGUAGAGUUCGGAAAUUGUGAUCUUGCUGUAUACCAACGUAACGCGCAUUUAUGAACUAACUAUACUUAACACACUUGUACAACUGGUCAGUAUUACGAUUUUGACGAUUGGGGUGAUCCGGACUGUGGGUCCAAUUAAACGAAAAUAAAACUCCAUGUUAGUAGUAGGCGAAAGAGGAACGAAGUGGAGCUACCGCCAUCUGUCGCACUUCCUGACAGCAGCCGCAGUGGUAAUUAAAUUUGCUGAAUGUCGACUGAAUGCUGAACGGAGUUUUAUUUGAAAAGAUGUUCGAUGCUCGAAUCAGGAAACCAAUUUAAGGACCACGUCAAUUUCCGUUUUAUUAAAGUGUCGAUGCUAAUUGAACCAAAAACUACUUACGAACUCAUCCGAUAGAUGUACUUAGUUAGGUUUACUGUACAAGUAAUUUAUUUUUAUUAAGGAAAUAAACUAAGACAGAAUCGC
Messenger RNA from Zophobas morio, 1849 nucleotides. RefSeq lists its product as uncharacterized. Bases 375 to 1379 code for a protein of 334 amino acids. The transcript is spliced from 2 exons. The record is from RefSeq and is a predicted model, not a curated record. NCBI's taxonomy places the organism in Eukaryota, Metazoa, Arthropoda, Insecta, Coleoptera, Tenebrionidae.